Brachypodium distachyon (stiff brome) is the source of this 861-nucleotide messenger RNA. RefSeq names its product thaumatin-like pathogenesis-related protein 1. The record is from RefSeq and is a predicted model, not a curated record. The transcript has a single exon. Lineage: Eukaryota; Viridiplantae; Streptophyta; Magnoliopsida; Poales; Poaceae. The coding region runs from base 134 to 658 and encodes 174 amino acids. Gene Ontology annotation, biological process: defense response. Gene Ontology annotation, cellular component: extracellular region.
CUGGCUGGCUUUCUCUCAGCUUUCACCUGCCCUGGCCAAAUGCAUCUAUAAAUAAGCACACACAAGCUCUAAUAGUACUAAGCAGUAUACGCAAGAGCAGCUAGCAGCUUAGCAAGAAAGUGAAUUAGAUACAAUGGCCGCCUCCUCGGUGCUGAUCCUGCUCAUGGCGAGCGCCUUGUUGGCCGCAGCCGGGGUCGUGGGCGCGACCACGUUCAGCAUCACGAACCAGUGCGGCUUCCCGGUGUGGCCGGCGGCGAUCCCGGUGGGCGGGGGCAGGCAGCUGAACCGGGGCGAGACGUGGAACCUGGAAGUCCCCGCCGGGACGAGCUCGGCCAGGAUCUGGGGCCGCACGGGCUGCUCCUUCAACGGCGCCGGCCGCGGGAGCUGCGCCACGGGCGACUGCGGCGGCGCGCUGUCGUGCAGCCUGUCGGGCCAGCCGCCGGCCACGCUGGCGGAGUUCACGCUCGGCGGCGCGCAGGACUUCUACGACAUCUCCGUCAUCGACGGGUUCAACGUCGCCAUGGACUUCUCCUGCAGCACCGGCGACGCGCUCCGUUGCCGGGACGCCGGGUGCCCCGACGCCUACCACCAUCCCAACGACGUUAAGACCCACGCCUGCAGCGGCAACAGGAGCUUCCGUGUCGUCUUCUGCCCAUGAUCGAUGGAUAUGCGUAUGCAUAUGCAUCGGCUAUAUACGCGCCUAAAUAUAACAUCCAACGCAUGACGGCAUAUAUAUACGAUAUGGUAUAGUAUAUGAUACUCUCAAAUACGUGUAUUUCCAGUCGCCACACGUGUAUAUAUAUUCGAGUGGCCAAUAAAGUUGAUGAAUAAAGGAUUCGCACAAAAAUGUUGAUGAAGAAA